Messenger RNA from Thelazia callipaeda (thelaziosis nematode), 770 nucleotides. Lineage: Eukaryota; Metazoa; Nematoda; Chromadorea; Rhabditida; Thelaziidae. The record is from the annotation of a GenBank genome assembly.
AUGGACGUAAAGUUGCAAUUUGAAGAAGCAUUUAAUGGUACUAUCUUUGUUGAUCAAGCUUAUAAUAUAAGUGCUUGUCGGUGGGAAGGAGAUCAAAAAAAACAAAUGAACUUUAGCAUACCUAUAUUAGGAUCAAAUGAACAAUCAGCUUGUGGUACGACAGUUGAGGAGAGAACAGGUGAAGUGACUUGCUUGCUCAUUAUUAGUCCGAUGAAACAUAUCUUAGUAGACGGGGUCAUGGGGUUACAAGUUCGUUGUUUAUACGCGAUUAAUGAUAUUACCAUCACUAUGGCUGGUUUGCGACUAGUUGGACUGGAAGAACGUGCAGGUAUUGUAACAGGCAAUGGUGGCACACCAACAAUACAGAUUCAAAUUUUGGACGGACACGGAAUUAGGGGUAGAGCUGUUACACAUGCUAGUGUUGGACAAAAAUUGACCCUUGACAUAGUCCUCAGAGAUACAGCAAUUUACGACUUUUACGUGUAUUCUUGCAUAGCUCAUGAUGGCAGUAACAGCGCUGAUGCAUCUGUGCGAGUCAUCGACGUGAAUGGAUGUGCUGUAGCUUUACCACGAGCUAUUGAGUAUCCUGUGCAUGUUACUAAUCCCACUGAUGGUAGCGCUAAGCAUAUAUUCAUUUUCAUGUAUGGUUUUCAAUUUACAUCCUCACAGUUUGUAUAUUUUAAAUGUCAAGCACGUCCUUGUAUACAUAAGUGUGGACAUAAGGUAAGUAUAUAUUCAUAUACAUACAUACUUGAUAUAUUUACUUAAAA